AUGCAGCACCGGCCAAGUGCUCGUCUGCGCCGCCAUGAUGGCUGCUACUCGAACAACCAGAGAACUGGCCAGGUGGUAUUGAGCCCUGGCCAAAUGUUUAUGAUCAACGUCGAGAGGACGUUCUCAUACAGUCUAGCCGAGUGGAAGAAAAAGAAGGGCUCUCUAGCUUGUGAAGCAGAGAUUUCGAGGUCAGCAAGAAAGAGUUUCGCCUUCGACGCUGUUUACUGGCAAAAGAUUGAUGAUCGUUUCUGGAAGAGAGACUGGGAAGAGAUACUCAACCUUCUCGAUGAAACAGAGAAACAGAAUAUGGAAGUUCUUGUCAAAAGGAAGAUGCAAGAAAUUCAGAAAAGAGUCCUGGCAUGGGGCCCUAUUGAGUGA
Penicillium vulpinum is the source of this 378-nucleotide messenger RNA. RefSeq names its product phosphotransferase family protein. Bases 1 to 378 code for a protein of 125 amino acids. The transcript is spliced from 3 exons. The record is from RefSeq and is a predicted model, not a curated record. Lineage: Eukaryota; Fungi; Ascomycota; Eurotiomycetes; Eurotiales; Aspergillaceae.